AUGACAAUAGAUGAUCGUCAAAUUCUAACUGACUACGAACGAAGUCGUAUAAUGGAAGGGUGGAUUCCAAGGCGACUGGGUGGUGGUUUUGGGGGUCGAAAAGAAUCUGGUCAACUUCGAUUCGGUGCAAGAGACCGUCCAUUUAAACGACCUCUUCAUGUUACUGGCAAUCAAUCCAUGCCUGAAAUUCUUCCCGAAUACCGGUUUGACGAUUGUUGGCGUCGUAAUUCUUCAUCAGAAAUGAGACAUCAACACUUCGAAUCUAAAAAUAAUCGUCCUGUUUUUCAAUACCCUAAAGAAUCACAGCAUGGUAGAGCAAACGGUCCAAGAUCCAGCAAUAACAUUCCUAAGAGUAAUUUAAACGAAAGUCGGUUUACAAACGAUAGUCGUUAUCAACCUUCAAAUAGAUCUCAUCACCGCGAUGUAUCCGGUGAUUCGUUUUCUUUAAGUUAUUCAAACACUUCCUUUAACCAUUCUGAUUAUCAUCAAACAAAAUAUCAUUCUGAGAGAAAAUACGGGCAUUCAAGAUCUAGAUCUCGGUCUCCUUCGCGUCAUCAUCGUAGCA
Messenger RNA from Racocetra fulgida, 565 nucleotides. NCBI's taxonomy places the organism in Eukaryota, Fungi, Glomeromycota, Glomeromycetes, Diversisporales, Gigasporaceae. The record is from the annotation of a GenBank genome assembly.